Molecule: messenger RNA, 925 nt
Organism: Aphanomyces astaci
Lineage: Eukaryota; Oomycota; Saprolegniomycetes; Saprolegniales; Verrucalvaceae
Exons: 1
Coding region: 1-918 (305 amino acids)
Biological process (GO): proteolysis
Molecular function (GO): peptidase activity
Source: RefSeq, a predicted model, not a curated record
AUGGCACCAACCCUUCGUGCCAAAUGGCUGCAAGCCACAAAUCUGACGGGAACGCUGAGACGCUGUGCUAGCACCUACGCUACUCCCACGCACCACCAGUAUCAAUCAGCCAACGGCGCCUUCGUUCAUUUCUCCACCUACGGCCCGGCGGAUGCUGCGGCGUCGAUUGUGCUGUUGCAUGGCGCUCCUGGGUCGUACGCGGACUUCAAGUACUUGUCCCCGCUGUUAGCUCGCGAAUACUUGAAUGUUGUUGCCUUCGACUUGCCCGGUAACGGUCGUAGCUCUGUCGACGUCGUUGGAGGCAUGUACGGGUUGUCCGAUCAAACUCUUGCCGCCGCCGUCGUCGCAGCAUUGAAUGGACGACCAAGGACCACGCCGUUGUUCAUCUUGGGCCAUUCCUUUGGUAGUCACACGGCCAUACGAGUCGCCGCCAGCGCCAAGUCAGUGUGUGGCGUCGCCCUGCUGGCGCCUGUAGGAUUCCGACCACAUCAUGUCCUUCGACGCUUUCCCAUACUUAAAUUCGGGCGGUUCUUGCAGCGACCGCAUCCGUUGCGAUCCGUGCUCGCCAAGGUCAACAGAUGGUACUACAUCCAUGGCCUUGGUUUCCCCCAGCGAGUCCCAGAGGACGACUUCACGUACGCGUUGCAGCGGAUUGGGUCGGCUGACUUCGAGCGCAUUCAGGAAGUGGCCACCUCCCUCCACGCAUUGAACCUCCCGUCGUUUGUGGCCUUGGCCCGAGAUGACGCCCUGAUUGAGCCUGAAAUCAUUCGAGAACUUGGGCACUUGCUUCCGCCAGGCGUUCGCGUCGAGUUCCCCACGGGUGGCCACAACAUUCAAAAGACCCAAGCUAAACCAGUUGCCGACCAACUCGUUGCUUGGAUCGAGUCUGUCUUAGCACAAGUGCCUAAUACCACCUGAACAUACA